GACGGCAGUGCGGGGAGCGGCGCGAGACGUCGGGCGGAUCGCGGGGAGCGGAGAGACACGGAGACCGCGCGCGCCCGCUCGCCGCUCACUCCCGGCCAUGCAGAGCGCGCGACCAUGCACUUCCACUACCGUCGCCGCCGUCGCGCGGAGAUAAGCGCCGCCGGGCCCGGGGGAGCGCGCUGCGGCUGCGUGGGAGCGCGAGGAGGCGGCGGAGCGCCCGGAUCCGCUCGCGGGAGCGCGCUGACGGAGGCCCGUGAUCACGCAUCUACGGUACGGUGGAAGGCGCGCGAGGACGCGGUGUUGCUGCUGGCGAACGGCGCUCGUGCUGCUGCUGCUUCUGUGAGCGCGCGCGUCACGCAGGAGGACGGAGGGAGCGCGAGCCAGUGCUGCUGCUGCUGCGGAGCUGCGGGGCGCGUGGGAAUCGAUCAGAGCGGGGGCACGAGGAGGAGGAGGAUGAUGAAUAAUAGGGCAUGUCUCUCCACCACAAACAUUCGCCCGCCGGAUACCGCGGCAUGCAAGCGCCGUGCAUGCACCUUCACCCACUCCGCCAAGAGGGUGUGCUGCGGCAGCUCGAAUGGCAGCACGGACUGGGUGGGCGAGGCUGGCACGUGCCCGCAGCGCACCAUAGGGGCAGGAGGAGGAGCUUCACGUGUGGAGGCAGCACAGCAUCCAAGUCCACUUGGUGAUGGGAAUGGGAACGGUCCCUCCCGUGGCCGGGUAAGACUGUACCGGGUGCGUUCCUUCAUUACUGCUGGACCAAUCACAUGCCACCACCAUCAGAAAGGGGUGAAUGGAGGUGGCGGUGGAUCUGGUGAACUGGACCUUCAGGUGAACGGUCAGCACCCCGCUGGACGUGACAGGUCUGGGUGCAGAUCUGGGUCAGCGGUGGUCCAGGCGGUAGAGGAGGCGGCGGGCGAGGCCGGGCAGCGGCAGGCGGCGCUGGAGGAGCGUACGGAGCGGCUGUGGCGCCGGCUGCAGGCCGUGCAGGUGCGGCAGGUGGAGAGGCACGUGGCUCAGCAGCUGGGCGGACUGCGGCAGAGGGCAGCCGGGCGUCGGGGGGCGCUGGAGCUCGGCAGGAUGGCGAGGAGCUGCGGAGAGGUCCUGCGCUCGGCCGAGGCGGCGCUGGACUCGGACCACACGGCCAGCAGCUCUGGGGGCAGCAGCGACAGCGAGGAGGAGGAGGAGGAAGAGGAGGGAGGAAGAGGGAGGCAGAGAGUGGGGUCAUCCUCUUUAACACCAGUCCAUAUGAGCAUGGAGUGGCAGUGGACGAGGGACAGGGCGUGGCUGGGCAGCAGGUGGGUGUGGCUACAGGCUCAGGUGUCCGAGCUGGAAUAUCGGAUUCGUGCGCUGACUGAUCUCUACACGCAUCUCAGACAGGGGAAGGUGGGAGCGACACACUCUGUCCCAGAAACACCUUUAAGAGCACCCAGACCCCCCCGGGGACCCCCGGACUGCAGGUCGUCCGGUGUUGGCGAUCCUCUCAGGAAGAAGCAGAUGAUAAACCCCGCCCCCUCGUCACAAGCCCCGCCCUGUCCACCCUCGUCUGCGGCACGGUCCCGCCCCUUACUGCGACAGCGGCGGCACAAGCUGAUCCGAAUCGAGAGAUGUGCUGCUCUCGCGUCAAAGGCGGUGACCUCGCCGUGCUGCUGCCAGCCCCCGGUGGUGUGUGUGCUGUGUGGCAUUUCUGCGGCGUGCCCGCCGGCGGGUCAGGAUCAGAGUGGGCGGGUACGGAGGAGGGGUCUUGACCCGUGUGUUCACCCUGUUCUCUCCAUGCCCUCAGAUUUUUCUCUCGCACUGAAUUUUGGGACGCCCCCGCUGGCCGGGCCUCAGUCACACAGUGGUGUGCAGCGGUGCGGGUCGACGGCUGUCUCGCCGUGGCUGAGAGGGCGGAGUCAGGGUCCUCAGAGGGCGGGGCGAGCGAGGCGGAGACUCGUGUGUCCCCGCCCCCCAAACACACUGCCCCCACUGCUCAGCACUGCUGGUGGUUCCAGCUGCAGGAGCCAGAGAGGAGUGUUUAGUCCAGGUUUCCUCCCUCAGCGAGUUUCUGACCUUCCCCCUCUGCCGGCCACGCCCCCAGCCACAGACACGCCCACCCAGCCGCUGAGGAGGAGGCGGGGCGAGAGCUCGUUUGAUAUUGAUAAUCUGGUGAUGCCUCUGGGCCUGGCUGGACUAGGAGCUCGAGUGCAGAAACUGCAGUACAAGGAGAUUAUCACCCCCAGCUGGAGAGAGCUGGACUCUGUCUGUGGGGUCUCGGUGGUACAGGUGGGCGCAGGAAGUCACCCCAAAUACCACUCUGACGUACCACACCAACCCAACGGUGUAGAAGCUGGAGGUGAAUGCGAGGUGGAGGAUCUCUCUGAUGGUGUGUUUCUGAAGAGGCAUGCUGUGUGUGAGAGCCGGGAGAGAAGCCGAUGGGGGAGCUGGGCUCGUCGACGCCGCCGGGGCAGAUCCUCCUCCUCGUGUCCUGAAGAUGGGAAGAGCUCCAGGGGGACGGAGCAGGAGCCGUGCUCUCCGAACCCCAGGCAGAGGCACCUCACUGGGGGAGACGCCUCGCCCUGCAGCCCCCUGUGCUCUGGAGCCGACGACCCGUUCUACCACACCGAGGAAAAGCAGCAGGCCGUGCAGCCGUGGGAGCGCAGGUUGUUCCCCUUGCUGGAGGCGGAGCUCCGGUGGCUGCAGGACGAGGAGGAGGACGAGGACGUGUGCACAGCCAGCGCCCGCAGCCAGAGCACGGACUCGGGCAUCUCGGUGGGCAGCCUGGAGCUCUCGCCGAGGACCCCUCAACCACAUCAGCAGCACCCGGACACGGAGCCCACCUGUCCCCAAACGCUCACCUGCAAACUAGCCGUCCAAUCAACUCAGGAUUCUGCCUCUCUCCUGCUUUGCUUAGCUCCGCCCACCUCGCUGUCCUCACCUCGUAACCACGCCAUCACCCAUCAUGCCAAUCACAGAGCCAGCAGGACCAGCGCCAGUCCGUUCUGAAAACCGUCAUAUUUAAUCUCUUAGAUCAGGGGAUCCAAUCAUUAAGACCAAUUAAGAAUCAGGUGUGGAUCUGGAUCAAUUAGCCACACCUGCUGAUUUCUGAUAAGAUUCACCACUAAAACGAAGUCUUAGCAACUAAAAUCCUCCUAAAUACAGCUCUGGAAAAAAUAAAUAAAGAGAGAACUUCA
Molecule: messenger RNA, 3170 nt
Organism: Astyanax mexicanus (Mexican tetra)
Lineage: Eukaryota; Metazoa; Chordata; Actinopteri; Characiformes; Acestrorhamphidae
Product: KAT8 regulatory NSL complex subunit 1
Exons: 13
Coding region: 115-2982 (955 amino acids)
Cellular component (GO): NSL complex
Molecular function (GO): histone acetyltransferase binding
Source: RefSeq, a predicted model, not a curated record